AUGCGCGCCACGUGUUCGCGCAAAUGCCUGGCCGAGCUGCUCGGCCGCCUUGGCCAGGUCCAGGCGCAGGGCCAACCGCGCUGCCCCUCCCAGCUAUCUCCCGCGCGCUCCAUGACGCGCGGCCGGAGCGUGAACGAGCGGAGCAAGAAGAAGCGCGUGAACGACCUCGAGGUGGUCAUCGAGCGCUGCAAGGUGGUCUCCAAGGUGCUCGCCGUGGUGGACGCGCUCAAGAUGGAGGAGGAGCACGUCACCCCUCUCAAGCGCCUCGAGAUCCUGCGCCCGCAGCUCGGGCUCGCCAAGCCGCACAAGGUCGCCCACUUCGUGCACAGCUCGCCGCAGCUCUUCGAGGUCUGCCGCGACAGCCGCGGCGUCAUGUGGGCCGGCCUCUCGCCGCAGGCCGAGGCGCUCGUCGAGGAGGAGGCGCGCCUGCUGCAGGAGCACUCCCCCACGGCUGCGGAGUACGUGACCAGGCUGCUCAUGAUGUCGGUGCAACGGCGCCUGCCCGUUGACAAGAUCGCGCAUUUCCGGCGUGACAUGGGGCUUCCUCAUGAUUUCCGGGCACGGUGGGUGCACUUGUUCCCUGAGCUCUUCAGGUUGGUCACACUGGAGGAUGGCGACUACUUGGAGCUUGUUUCCUGGAACCCAAACUGGGCGGUCACUGAGCAUGAGAAGAAUAUGGCAGCAUUGGCUGGUAACGCCGAUGCCAAUUCCAAUGCUACUACACCAGGAGAGCUCUCACUUCCAUUCCAGAUGAAGUUCCCACCAGAUUUUAAAAGUUACUACAAAUUUAGAGGAAAAGCUCAUCACUAUGUGAAAACCGGCAAUACCGAGCAGUUUCAGAAGACAACCUACCUGUCCCCUUAUGCAGAGGCAAAAGGUUUGACCCCUGGAUCUCAUGAGUUUGACAAGAGGGCAGUCGCGGUGAUGCACGAGAUACUGAGCUUCACAUUGGAGAAGAGGCUGGUAACUGACCACCUGACGCAUUUCCGCCGUGAGUUUGUUAUGCCACAGAAGCUGAUGAGGUUGCUACUGAAGCAUUAUGGUAUCUUUUAUGUGUCUGAGAGGGGGAAGCGGCUGAGCGUGUUCUUGACAGAGGCAUAUGAUGGGACAGAGUUGAUAAAAAAGGCUCCGUUGGUAAGGUGGAGAGAGAAGGUCCUUCGACUUACUGGUUACAGAGGAAAAAACAAGAAUAUUGGAAAAGUUCAUGAGUCGUCUGAUUCUGAGCACUGUUUGUUCGGUGCGAGCUCAUCAACAUGUGGCGGUGGUAGCAGUGAUGACGAUGAUGCUGAUACUAUAUUGCAUGUUGAAAGUGAAGAUUCAGAUGAUUUCUUGGAUGAUGGCACUCUUACAGAUGAUGGUGAGAUGGAUGAUGGUGACAUCGAUGAUGGUCAGAUGGAUGAUGCUGGGAUGGGUUUUUCUAGUGAGAAACAUGUUGAGAUGGUUUUAGGAGAUGUAAGUGAUUAUGCAGAGUCAGUGAAAUCCAGUUAG
This is a messenger RNA of Triticum turgidum subsp. durum (durum wheat), 1488 nucleotides long. Lineage: Eukaryota; Viridiplantae; Streptophyta; Magnoliopsida; Poales; Poaceae. The record is from the annotation of a GenBank genome assembly.